Microbotryum saponariae is the source of this 201-nucleotide messenger RNA. Lineage: Eukaryota; Fungi; Basidiomycota; Microbotryomycetes; Microbotryales; Microbotryaceae. The record is from the annotation of a GenBank genome assembly.
AUGAUCCGCCCCGUCGACCUGAACCCCUUCCGUAACCCGAUCCGAAUCCGCCUCCUGAAUGCGCUUGAACCAGGCUUCGUACUUGCCCACAGCGGUGAAUUGAUCCCUCGUACCCCAGAUGACCAAGGUGGGUCUGUGAUGUUUGUGGAUCGACUCGAUCAAGGUUUGGGUGUAAUGAGAGUAUUUAAAGAACGUAAGUAA